This is a messenger RNA of Tremella mesenterica DSM 1558, 1062 nucleotides long. RefSeq lists its product as uncharacterized. Gene Ontology annotation, molecular function: hydrolase activity. Lineage: Eukaryota; Fungi; Basidiomycota; Tremellomycetes; Tremellales; Tremellaceae. The record is from RefSeq and is a predicted model, not a curated record. Gene Ontology annotation, cellular component: P-body. The transcript has 9 exons. The coding region runs from base 1 to 1062 and encodes 353 amino acids.
AUGACACCUCUACCUACGUAUGGCUCUAGUCCAGUGGUACUUCUCACCAACGACGAUGGUCCUCCCUCUUCCUCUUCACCGAACAUAUUCGAAUUUUCCAAACUACUACAAUCUGUACUGGGAUGGCAAGUCAAAGUUGUCAUUCCCGAUUGCCAAAAAUCAUGGGUUGGUAAAGCAUAUGCCAUCAGCGAGGUAGUUGCAGUUCGGUACUUUUACCCUUCAGAACCUGAUGGACUAAAAGGAGAAAUCUCCACUAUUCGUCGACCGCUGAAAGAAGGUGAAUCGAUGGAAUGGGUUCUAAUAUCGGGUACACCUGCAUCAUGUACUAACAUCGCACUUCACAACCUUUACCCAGGAGAGAUAGACCUCGUUAUUUCAGGACCUAAUCAUGGACGUAACUCGUCAGCAGCCUUUUCCCUCUCUUCCGGAACUUUAGGAGCGGCACUUGCGGCUGCUCUUUCUGUUCCUUUACCAGGUCCAUCUUCUGGUCCUUCUUUACAUAUCGACCAUAUCCCCAGUAUCGCAAUUUCUUACGGAGUCGUCGACCGACCGAUACCACCCCGAGCAAUCGAGUUAGCUCAUGAAGCCGCGGUGGAGGUCUGUAAGCGAUUAUGGGAUGAUUGGGGAUAUGAAAGUCUCAAUCCUAGACGGAGAGUGCAGGUGUACUCUGUGAACAUACCUCUCGUGGAGGACAAAUUAGAGACAAUAAAUAGGAAGGUUUGUUGGGCAACUAUGUGGCGGAACACCUACGGGGGUUUAUUCAAGCCUAAUGUCACAGCUAAGACGAAUUUGAGAUCAAACAGAUCUGCUCCUCCUCAAUUAUCAACUACCGCAUCUGCUGGACCAGGUGCUAUGCCAAUAUCAGAAAAGGAGGAACCUGCAACGCCAGUUGAAGACACCGGUCUCACAUUCCACUUUGCUCCUGAUCUGAAACCAUUAUUGUUCACCCCUAUCGAUCAACUACCUGUAGGAACGGACGCUUGGGCGUUUGCGAUGGGUUAUGUGACCGUGACACCUAUUUCUGCGGAGUUUUCAGGUCUGAGCAUAAUAUCUUUGGAAUAA